This is a messenger RNA of Sceloporus undulatus (fence lizard), 1900 nucleotides long. It is a transcript of the gene IRX1, whose product is annotated as iroquois homeobox 1. NCBI's taxonomy places the organism in Eukaryota, Metazoa, Chordata, Lepidosauria, Squamata, Phrynosomatidae. The transcript has 4 exons. Gene Ontology annotation, biological process: neuron differentiation; regulation of transcription by RNA polymerase II; cell development. Gene Ontology annotation, molecular function: DNA-binding transcription factor activity, RNA polymerase II-specific; RNA polymerase II cis-regulatory region sequence-specific DNA binding. The record is from RefSeq and is a predicted model, not a curated record. Gene Ontology annotation, cellular component: nucleus. Bases 300 to 1709 code for a protein of 469 amino acids.
GGCAGGCGCAUCAGUCGGAGCUCAAUUGUUGAUCAGAUCACAUCUGAGGGAUUUAGGAGCACCGACGAGGCGAGAUCGGAGGGAAGACGCCCCGCCGAGCCCCUCACACUCCUCCUUCCUCCUCCUCUUUCCUCCUCCUCCUCCUCUUCUUCUUCCUCCACAGAUGCCAAGACCCGCCUGAGAAAGAGAGAGAGAGAGAGAGGAGCGAAAGGGGAAAGCCAAGGCAAGGCAAGCGGGAUCACCCACCGGGGAGGGGGGUCCUCUCCCAGCCAGCCAGCCAAGGCGAAGCAUUGGCCGGCAUGUCCUUCCCGCAGCUGGGCUACCCGCAGUACCUCACCGCCAGCCCGGCCGUCUACGGCGGGAGUGACCGGCCAGGGGUCUUGGCUGUCGCCGCCGCCGCUGCAGCCGCUGCUUCGGGACGAUCCGGAGGAGGAGGAGGAGGAACGGGAGGAAGCACGGAGCUGAGCGGGGGAUCCACGGCCGCCGUCACCUCGGUGCUGGGCAUGUACGCCGCCGCCGCCGCCGCCAGCCCCUACGGCGCCCCCAACUACAGCGCCUUCCUCCCCUACACCGCCGACCUCAGCCUCUUCUCCCAGAUGGGUUCCCAGUAUGAACUGAAGGACAACCCUGGAGUCCACCCUGCAACCUUUGCUGCUCACACCACUCCGGGCUAUUAUCCCUAUGGGCAAUUCCAGUAUGGGGACCCAGGGAGGCCCAAGAACGCCACCCGAGAGAGCACCAGCACCUUAAAGGCCUGGCUGAACGAGCACCGCAAGAACCCCUACCCGACCAAAGGCGAGAAGAUCAUGCUGGCCAUCAUCACCAAGAUGACCCUCACCCAGGUCUCCACCUGGUUCGCCAACGCCCGCAGGAGGCUCAAGAAGGAGAACAAGGUCACUUGGGGAGCACGGAGCAAAGAGGACGAGAACAUCUUUGGGAGUGACAACGAGGGAGAUGCUGAGAAAAAUGAAGAUGAUGAAGAGAUCGACCUGGAGAGUAUUGACAUAGACAAGAUCGAUGAGAAUGAUGGGGAGCAGAGUAACGAAGAGGAAGAGGAGAAAGUUGAGCUCCUACGGCAAAGGAGUGAAGAGGAUCACUUGGAGAAGAAGAUCCUGCCACUCUCAAGCCCAGAAGGACUUAAACCCAAAGAGGUCCUCUCCCUGGGGAAGGAGGCCUCAGACAACCCCACCCGCCUCUUGAGCCCCAGCAGACAGAACAAUCUCCAAGGCCCGCUUCACAACAAACCCAAGAUCUGGUCCUUGGCAGAGACGGCCACCAGCCCAGAUGGGGCCCUCAGCAAACCCACGCCUCCUUCGCCCCCUGCCCAGGUGAACCACACCUCUCCCCAGCUCCAGCACCCGGCUUUCCUCCCCAGCCAUGGACUGUACACUUGCCAGAUUGGCAAGUUUCACAACUGGACCAAUGGGGCCUUCCUCACCCAGAGUUCCCUGUUAAACGUGAGGUCCUUUUUGGGAGUUAAUCACCACCACCACGCCGCCCAUCACAACCACCAUCUGGCCACGCAGCAGCAGCAGCAGCAUCCCUCCGUGUUGACGGCCCUGAGUGCUGAGAAGCCUUCAGAGAGGACCAGCCCCAAACAUAUAGAAAGAGAAAACCUACCAAGGACUGACUCUCCGCCUCAGCAGUUAAAAUCUCCCUUUCAGCCUGUCCGGGACAACUCUUUGACUCAGCAAGAGGGAACAUCGUGAAUUUUAACAACACUUCCUUCUGCUUGAAUAAAUGGGCUGUGCUUUGUUUUGUUUUUCUCCUCCCGGUUUUUCUUUCUUUCUUUUUUUCUGGUGGAAAAGAAAUGUUCACAGACUGGUUUAAGGACAACAAUAAUAAUAUUAAUAUUAAUAAUAAUUGGAAAUGAUCUAAAUGACUUCCAUCUCUCUCUCUC